CAUUUGACCUGCACUAUCACAUGUUUAAGUCCUCAUUUUCCCAAUAAUGAUAGACAAGUUAAUUUGUAGAUACCCCUUAAAGUUAAAACAACCCAAAAAAGACAAGGAAAAAAGAAAAAGGAAGACAAAAAAAAUACAACUUUUUUGUUUGGAAAAUGUGGUCAAAAUAAGGACAAAGAAUGUGAACGUACUUGAUUUCUUUUCUUGUCUCCUUCAUUACAUCACAAAGUAGGGACAGAGAAAGAAAGGGAGAGAAAGCGAGCAAAUAGAGAGAAAGACAGAGAGAAAAAAAAAAGGAGCAAUUUUCUAUCUUUGCAUGUCCAUGCAUGGUUGAAACAAUACAUUUUGUCAAUGAAAACAGAUCAAAUCCAUCAACUUUUUUGCUACUUAUUUCUGAUUAACACAAAAAAUAAUUUAAUAAUAUGCUAAAAUCCAUGUCAAGAUCGAGAAGAAAUUAAAAGGACAAUAACAUGAAGGCGUGGGAGGCAACUAUAAGGAUAACACAGGCUGCAACAAGAAGACGUGCCAACACGAUUUUCGGUACACAAGGAUCAUCACAGGUAGAAGAAGAAAAUGAUCAAGAGCAACAAGAAGAUAUUGAAGAGCACGCGAGCGGAGAAAUUUUCCAUGCAGAGAGAUUUCUCCCCAAUGGAGAUUACUAUAGUGGCUAUUGGCUUGAUAAUUUCCCUCAUGGACAGGGGAAAUAUUGGUGGACGGACGGAUGUAUGUACGUUGGAGAUUGGUUUAGAGGGAAAACGAUGGGGAAGGGGAUGUUUAGUUGGCCCUCGGGGGCAAUGUACGAGGGGAAUUUCAAGAGCGGAUUUAUGGAUGGAGAGGGGACUUACACGGGGCCUACUGGCGAUACGUAUAGAGGUUCUUGGGUAAUGAAUUUGAAACAUGGACAUGGCGUUAAGGAAUACGCGAACGGAGAUUGUUAUGAUGGGGAAUGGUGCAGGGGAUUACAAGAAGGAAAUGGGAGGUAUACAUGGAAGAAUGGGAAUUAUUAUGUUGGUGAAUGGAAGAAUGGGACAGUUUGUGGUAAAGGCAAAAUGUAUUGGCCUAAUGGGAAUGUUUAUGAAGGGAAUUGGGAAGAUGGAUUUCCUAAAGGAAAUGGAACAUUUAGAUGGAAUGAUGGGAGUUUUUAUGUGGGAAAUUGGAGUAAAGAUCCAAAUGAACAAAAUGGUACAUUUUAUCCAUCUGGAUCAUUGUUAGAAGGUGGCAAUCUUGAAUGGGAUCCUCAACAAGUUUUCAAUGUUGAUUUAACAGAAUGUACUAUUUGUCCGCCUGAGAAAGUUCCGAUAUUGCCUUCACAGAAAAAACUCGCGCUAUGGAGAUCAUCUAAGGCGGUGGACAACAACGUUAGACCUAGGAGAAUGUCCUUGGAUGGGAGAAUAGAUGCACCUGCUGUAGAUAGGGAAUUUGGGAGAAUACGUCUAUCGGAUGCUGCUGGAAAUUCUGCUAGUACUUCUUAUAAUUCGGACGAUUCCAUGGUUGGCUUGCAGGAAACUGAUGGAUAUUUAUUAAGAGGAAGCCCUAUUAGGAUUCCUAAGUUUGUAAAGAGGCAAGGUCAGACCAUUUCCAAAGGACAUAAGAAUUAUGAGCUUAUGCUCAAUUUGCAGUUGGGAAUCAGGCAUUCAGUAGGAAGGCCUGGUCCUCCUCCAUCACUAGAUCUCAAGCCAUCAGCAUUUGAUCCUAGAGAGAAGUAUUGGACAAGGUUUCCACCUGAAGGAUCGAAGAUCACGCCACCUCAUCCGUCUUGUGAAUUCAGAUGGAAAGAUUAUUGUCCAAAAGUUUUCAGGGCUUUACGGAUGUUAUUCAAAGUGGAUGCAGCUGAUUAUAUGAUAUCAAUUUGUGGUAAUGAUGCCCUCCGGGAGCUUUGUUCCCCUGGAAAAAGUGGAAGUUUUUUCUACUUGACAAACGAUGAUCGAUACAUGAUCAAGACAAUGAAGAAAGCAGAAACAAAAGUGCUUCUAAGGAUGUUAAGUGCCUAUUUCAAUCAUGUUCGCGCGUUUGAGAACACCCUUGUGACUAAGUACUAUGGCCUGCAUUGUGUGAAGCUAAGUGGACCAGCACAGAAGAAGGUACGGUUUGUUAUCAUGGGGAAUCUUUUUUGCACAAAUUACUCAAUUCAUAGACGAUUCGACUUGAAAGGAUCAACAUUUGGCCGAAUGACUGAUAAGCCAGAAUCAGAGAUUGAUGCAACCACAACCCUUAAAGACCUUGAUCUGAACUUCAUCUUCAGGUUACAAAAGACAUGGUUUCAGGAAUUCCGAAGGCAAGUUGACAGGGAUUGUGAGUUCUUGGAACAAGAGGGAGUGAUGGACUACAGCCUUUUAGUUGGAAUUCAUUUUAGAGAAGCAGAUAGUGGUGAAGACCAGACACCUUCUGGUUGUAGAACACCAAUUGAUAAUGGAGGCUCGGAAAAUGAAGCAGUUCCUCGUCUUUCUCGAGCAGAUAUGGAUCAGUUGCUUCUUGAUCAGGCAGGGUGGGCAAGCAUAAAAUUAGGAAUAAACAUGCCAGCAAGAGUUGAAAGGACAGAGAGGAAAAUGAGUGAAGGAGAGAUUCAGCUAAUAGGAGAAGCAACAGGAGAAUUGUAUGAUGUGAUACUGUUUUUUGGUAUCAUAGACAUACUUCAAGACUAUGACAUUACAAAGAAGCUUGAACAUGCAUACAAGUCUAUGCAAUGUGAUCCCAACUCCAUCUCUGCAGUCGAUCCAAAGGCGUACUCAAGGCGUUUUCGUGAUUACAUUUUCAAAGUUUUCAUAGAAGACAACUAAUUAACAUACAUAUAUGCUUCCCUUUCUCUGAGAGGGCUUCAAACUGCAAGCUAGCUUAAUUAGGACUCUCAGUACACCAUUUGUUUAUCUGCAGUUGAAACUCCUUCACUGCAUUUUCUCAUCUUAAAACUAUUCUUAUGAUCAUAGGUAUAUAUAUACACACACAAUUCAGGAUGAGUACUGUUGUAUAGAAAAAGUUGUAACAGAAGCAACAUAAAUGUGAUUGAUAUGAAAAUUGUUGUUUUAAGGUA
Molecule: messenger RNA, 3028 nt
Organism: Nicotiana attenuata
Lineage: Eukaryota; Viridiplantae; Streptophyta; Magnoliopsida; Solanales; Solanaceae
Product: phosphatidylinositol 4-phosphate 5-kinase 6-like
Exons: 8
Coding region: 471-2777 (768 amino acids)
Biological process (GO): phosphatidylinositol metabolic process
Molecular function (GO): 1-phosphatidylinositol-4-phosphate 5-kinase activity; ATP binding
Source: RefSeq, a predicted model, not a curated record